Molecule: messenger RNA, 2703 nt
Organism: Paramecium tetraurelia
Lineage: Eukaryota; Ciliophora; Oligohymenophorea; Peniculida; Parameciidae
Exons: 5
Molecular function (GO): protein binding
Source: RefSeq, a predicted model, not a curated record
AUGCGUCUAAGGGCGAUAUCUGAGAAUAAAAAGCCGGCUGGAAUGAGAAAUAUGGGAAGAGAUCUAUCAACUAUGAAAGAAAUGAUCGCCUUUUGGGGAAAGAAAGAUGAGCCAGUUAAAUUGCCUCCUAUAAAUAUAAUAGAAAGAUCAGACUUCUAUGAACAUAAACCCUAUGAAAUCAAGUUCAAAAUCUACUAGAAUUGCUUUGCUUACAACAAUCUGAUACAUAAAGAAUUUGAGCUCCUGUACAUCACUUCUCCAGAUCAAAUGAAUGAUUCCUUUAUAGAAAUUGAGUAUAAAAUGUUUGUGUCUGAUUGUUACUUUGGCAGACCCACAUUUACAAACACUGAGUUCAGCACUUAAAUACAAUAUUAUGUUGGCUAAAUUGAUAAAACAAUUAGUUGCAUGUAUCAAAUUGAGAACAUGCCUGAACAUCUAUUGAGUUCUUCAAAAAGUAUUCGAUCCAUGUUUUAUCAUUACUAUUUUAGUUCCAAACAUGAUGGUUUACCCUUCAUUCAAGUGCUCAAAACUCCAAUAGUAUUUAGAGAGAAAAAAACCCUGAGAUUUAGAACAAUGAACACUUCAAUAUCAGAAUAAUCAUAAAAUGGACUAUUAACUUUAGUGUACAUAACAGAGUAGUAUGUACCUCUCUAAAAUAUAUAUUUGAAAAAAUAGGAAAAGGGUAGAUUUUCAUAUGAUGAAAAAUUACAUUUUGCACUUAAAAUUAUGUAACUCGUUAAUGCAAUUGAGAGAUUGGGAAUAGCAGUUCUAGAAUUAAAUAUGGAAUCAAUAUUAAUAACUAAGGGAGGGUAAUUUAAGAUUUCAACAGCAAAUCUAAUUCCCUUUAUUUAAGUUGCAGCUUAUAAAGAAGUAUGGUCAAUGUAUGAUGACUAUGAAAAAGUUUAUACUCAUUUAUCAUUACACAAAACCAUUAAACCACCCGAAGUAAAGAGAAGAGAACCCAUUAAAGAUUUUAGAGCAGUGACAAGAUACAAUAUUGGACUAAUCAUUCUAUAACUCUAUUUUGAUAUCCCAAACAUUCAAUACAUAGAUGAAUAAAAGAUGUAAAGUUUGUUAUUUCAACUCAUUCCAAAAAGACAAUCUGGAAUAGAUGACGAUUAAAUUGAUAAAUCUAAUAAGUCCAUUCAAUUUGAAUAAACCAAUCCUUUAGGUGCUCUGAUUUUGAGAUUCCUAUCUAUAGAUCCUGUUAAAAGAUUAGAAUUUUCAUUAAUUCAAUUAAUGCAAGUAGAGUACGAUAUAGAGAAUUAUGAUUUUACUGAAGAUAUGCAACAUUUCUUUUCAAAUUAUAAUGCUUAUUACAGACCACCAUCAUAAUCGAGCCAUAAAAGCAAACAAUCAAAUCAUUUUGAUUAAUAAAAUAGUUUUGUAUCUGGAGAUAAUAAUAAUAUAUCAUCUUUUGUAAAAUAACUAUAUUAACCUACAAAUAAUAGUCAGGAUGAUAUGCCUGCAAUAGCAUUAAAAAUGCCUGAAUUAACACAAAGGAGCAGGAAGAAGAUAGGAGCACCUUCAUAUCAAUCAUAUGUCAGAUCUAAAAAUUUAAUUGCAGAAGUCCAUUUCAACCUUUAUCUAUAUCAAAAUGCUCUUGAUUAAUGGUAGUAUUUACUACCGGAUGUAGAAGAGUGUUUUGGUGAUACAUCUCCUGAAUGCGAAUAUAUCCUUGAGAGAAUUUGGGUGUUGGCUUAACAUCUUGCAUAGGAAAGGGUAUUGGAGUAGAUUAGUUAAAGAUACGUAACAAUAAGAAAGUCAAAUGUGAGGGGAGUUAAAGAAUAAUUGGAAGUUGCUCAUCUCCUCUAGGAUUAAGCCAGAGUCAAGGCUCUUAUACGACCUAAUGAGGCUGUGGAUCUAUAUCAUCAAUCUUCAAAGUAAUUUUAGAUGGUUAAAGGUAAGUUUAAUAAUUAAUCUGCUUACAAUUCCAUGUAAAUUGGGUUGAUUUAUUUAAAAUUAAUGAACAUCGAAAAAGCUAGGAGUAAUCUAGAAUUUGCUGUCUACAUCUUUACUAAAAUGGAAAAGUCGUCUAUUGUUCCAUUUUUGAUAGCCACAACAUGGCAAAUUGAUGAUGAAGAGGUUGUCAAAGAACCAGUUAAUAAAAUUAAAUUUUUUCAAUCUCUUUUUCAUUUGGGUUCAUUUUAUUUCAACUUUGAAAGUUAAUAGAAAGCUUAUGGAGUUCUUUAAGCAGCAAAGGACGUAAUGGAUGAAUUAAAAAAAGGUGAGCUUUAUCCUGAAUUAUUAAGAUUGUGUAAAUCUGAAGUAAUUACGUUGCACACUGAACUUUCAAAAUGUCUAAUGAGUAACAAUGAAGUUGAUGAUGCACUUAAAUUGGUCGAGGAAGGAAUACAAUAAAACACAGAUCAACUUGAGAUAAAAUCAUUGAUUGAUAUCAAAGUGGAAAUAUUGGUAGCUCAGGGGAAAAUAUCAGAUGGACUAGCUAUACUUGGAUUAUGGGCUAGGUAAUUUUAGAGAUCCAAUAAUUUGACUAUGGAAACUGCCUAUCUUCUCAAAGAAGUGGGGGAUUUAGCUUACAAACUUAAAGAUUUUAAUGUUGCCUUUAGUUUCUAUUCCGAAGCCUUAGCUAUUUAUUAAAAAGGAAAGGUAAAAGGUUUAAAACAAAAAAAUGAAAUAUAACAAUACAUCUAGGAUAUCGAAGAGAAUCUUUAACAAAUUUUCUAAAUUUAAAAAAUGUGA